Penicillium samsonianum is the source of this 357-nucleotide messenger RNA. RefSeq lists its product as uncharacterized. Bases 1 to 357 code for a protein of 118 amino acids. The transcript is spliced from 3 exons. The record is from RefSeq and is a predicted model, not a curated record. NCBI's taxonomy places the organism in Eukaryota, Fungi, Ascomycota, Eurotiomycetes, Eurotiales, Aspergillaceae.
AUGGCUGUUGCUAUUGCGCUCUCCAUUGUGGGCGCAUUGAACAUCUACCAAGGAACUCCCAAGUCGGAUAGUUAUUCGUUGUGGAAAGCUGGGAAAGCACCUCGUGGCCAGACCUACCAAGGCAGCACUGCUCUACUGCAAGGUGCCUUCAUUGCCCUUUUGUUUAUCGGUAUCCGCGUUAUUUACACCCUUGUUGCCGUCUGCACUCAGCAGAAAGAUCUCAGCCCAGUGACCGCCUCCAUUGCUGUGCGCGUUGUAUUCUUGUUUCUCCCAGAAGUCUUUGCGGCACUGGCCAUGAUCACCGUGGGUCUUCGAGCAAGACAUCUUCAAGAACUCAAACUGGCAACGGGGUAUUAG